Molecule: messenger RNA, 2317 nt
Organism: Frankliniella occidentalis (western flower thrips)
Lineage: Eukaryota; Metazoa; Arthropoda; Insecta; Thysanoptera; Thripidae
Exons: 7
Coding region: 769-1671 (300 amino acids)
Source: RefSeq, a predicted model, not a curated record
AAGUGCGACUUUUUAGCCGGUCGCGCCCGCAGCAAGCAGCGCUUCGGCGCCCGUCUCCCUUUAGGAUGAUGAGGAACUUUGGCGGCCCUAAAAGCACGCGGCGCCGCGGCGAAGCGCUUCCACGACACCUCCGGGAAGAAGGAGCCGGUUUUAACAUGAAAAUGAGAUUGCAGCCGGUGAGCAGCAGGAGGAGCAGCAGCGGCAGCAGCACAGCUGGAGCACCCCGAGUAGUGAGUAGCGGCCCCGGGAGGAGUUUGAGCCGGCUGGCGCAGCGGCCGACACUGGCUCCAAGGCCCCUGACCCGGAUGAUUCUGGAGAUGUCACCCCUCGCCUCGCCGCAGGUCGUCCCGACUCGACCUUGUACCCCAAAUUAUGCGGCGUCCUCCUGGUUCCCUUAUCGCCACCAGGGCGUCCCCGGGUCGGCCCUGGGCGCGCUCCCGGGCGACAAAAAGGAGCGGCGGCGCGGCGAGGUGCUUCACUUGUCCUCCAGUGGCGCGCGGACCAGGACGACACGCCGGCCCGCGCUCCUGGGCCGCGAAGGGACAGCGCCGCACGACCACGUCACGGACCAGGUUUCCCAAAGCAAGCACGCAAACAUCAUGUCAAUUUCUUUACACGGGAUAUGUGGUCGUGCGAGAAAAACAAUAAUCGAGUGAAGGAGAAGAAGAGAAGAAAGACUGUUGCGCUGGGACGGCGACUAGGGCAGGGUGGGGCGAUGACCCCCGAGUAGCUCCAGCCGCUCCGCCCCGACGACCUGUCGCCGCCGCCAUGUCGGGGGUGUGUCACGCCUGCGUCAUGCUGGCCGUGCUGGCCGCGAGGGGUAUCGCCGCGACGCCCGGCAGCGCGGCGCCGCGGAGUAUCGCCCUCACCCCGCGGCCCGGCGCCGCGCGCCAGCUCGGGCCGCCCGCCCCGACGCCCGCGCCCACCACGGCGUCCUCCUCCAGCUUCGCCCUGGACGACUCGAGAGGGAGGCUCGGCCACGACGAGGAGGUGCCGGAGGAGCAGCAGCUCGGCGCCGAGGACCCCGGGAUCAUCCGCACCAUCACGACGCAGGUCCGCCUGUUCCUGGCGUGCGUCCCGCGCUGGGGGCCCGUGUCGUGCCUCAAGCUCGAGGCGCUGCUCGUGCUGCACGGAGAGCCGGGUGACUCCGUGGAAGGUUUCGUGGACGGCCCGGACGCGGCGAGCCGACGGGGCUCCUUCUUCUCGGAGCUCUCGGAGCGGCCCGAGGCCAGGGACGCCUACCUCAACAAGAUGCUGCUGCAGGCCGUGGAGGACCUGCUGGACGACGCGCUCGGCCUCUCCAGGGGCCAGGCGGAGCGAGGCAUGCGCCGCAAAGGCCGGCGGUGGCCCAACCCGCUGCUCGCCGUCAUGUUCGGGCUGGGCUCGCUCAUCGUGGUGGGCGGCAUCGCCAAGACGGCCAUGAUCGCCGGCAAGGCGCUGGCGCUGUCGCUGCUCGCGCUCGCGCUGGCCGUCAUGAUGGGGCUGCGGGGCGGAGGCGGCGGCGGCGGGGGCGGCGCCGCCAACUACGAGAUCCUAGCGACGGGCAUCCGACGGCGCACCGGGCUGAGCGGCGCGGUGCAGUACCCCGUGUACGUGGACGCCGCGGAGCAGCCGGCAAGCGCGGGAGGCGGCCAGAGCCUCGCUUACAGUGGCCACCACACCAGGCCCUGAUGCGGGGGUGUGUAGUUGGCAGCCGAAAACGGGAGAAAAAAAAUAGAUUGAAUUUGUGUGUUCCUUUUAUGAUUAAGUCAACUUUGUGCUAGUUCGAAGCGGGGUGGUGUCCUCCCUCUUCCUUAGCCGUUCCUCACAUUUAUUUUCCAUUCUUAUGUUGACUGGGCGAGAACAGAGCAAUUUUAUGACACAUUCUUGCCCAGUGAACGUGUUGAGGUACUAAUUUAUUUCCAUGAUCUCUUUUCUAUUUUUACCUCCUUCUCUUUUAUAUUUGUUGGUACUCUGUGGGCUCAGCUGUGAAUGUGAGUAGAGCGACUAAGAGGACACCCCCAAAGAUUCAAGGAUAUUUCCACUAACACAACGAAAAUGAAGAACAGAAAUCUUUUGUUCGAAAAAGCAGACAAUCAUGACUGCAUGCGACGAGUUCUUUCUCGUUGGGGUCUAGUGGAAUACCCUUAUCACCCAUAUUUUUCACAUCAUGUUCCUGUGUGCAAUCAUUGUGAUUUCCAAACUGUGAAUCUAUACUUAGCCACUAAGGACAGUCAUUGUCAGCGUGACAAACUCCUAGAUUUUGUAAGGUAUUUAUUUCGUAUUUAUAAUGUCAUAAUUUAUGUCAAUAAAUUUACGGACUUUACGCGACCUGUCA